AUGGAUAAUGAAAACUAUUCCGUAAAUUCUCCAGAAGAACUUGAAACCUACCUCGGGCACGCCAAUAAUGUUUGGGGAUCCUCUCUCAGUUUGAAAUUAGCCGAUAAAGCAAGGUAA
Molecule: messenger RNA, 117 nt
Organism: Nezara viridula (southern green stink bug)
Lineage: Eukaryota; Metazoa; Arthropoda; Insecta; Hemiptera; Pentatomidae
Source: the annotation of a GenBank genome assembly